This is a messenger RNA of Lactuca virosa, 1029 nucleotides long. NCBI's taxonomy places the organism in Eukaryota, Viridiplantae, Streptophyta, Magnoliopsida, Asterales, Asteraceae. The record is from the annotation of a GenBank genome assembly.
AUGCUUCCCACUCGUCUUUUCCGUCUUCUCACUUGUGUAUGUAAUAUCUUCUCUUCUCUUCUGUGUAUUUUUGCUCUUAAUUACUCCUUUGAUUUCCUUCAGUCACCAUUGAAAUCAUCACAUCUGCCACAUCAAGUUGCUUGGAGAUGUGGGGUUCCAGGUUCAGUUUAUGCCAAUGGAGUAUUGAACAAGGUAUAUCCUCUGCCUCUAAAGAAAAUGUUGGUCAACAUGAUGAAACCUAGAUUCAGGAUUUCACAGGGCAGUGCAAGACAAUUAUUUCAACGGUUGCAGGGACCAAUGGAAGAGGAUACACUGAAAUCUCAUUUUGAGAAAAUUAUUAUGAUUGGACAUAAACAACAUUACAGAAGGACACAAAAUGAUAAUCAGGAUCCAAAACAGUUGCAGCAGCCUCAUACUUCUCAUGCAUUUGCUCUUUCUCAAGUCCGAAUGGGUUACCGUACUGGACCACCUAUUCUUCCUGGAUCUUGUCCUGGUCCCGCUCCUUCAGCUCCUGGUUCUUCUAAUUUCAUUCAUGGAACUAAUCUUCCCUCUGCUUCUUCCCUUCAUGGCAAGAUGUCAUGCAGAGCAUCAAAUGAACCUGGUUGCAGCCAUGAACAUAAGAAGAAGAGUUUACGGAAAGAAUCAAAGGAGGAAGCAGAGGAGUUUGCUGAGGUGGCAACGAAACCUCUAAAAGCCUUGCCAUACGAUACACCUGGUCAAACAUUUAUUGCAUUCGAGAAACCAGAAGGCAUUCCAGCUGUCGGCAGAUUUUCCAAUGUCUUGAAAUUCUUCGUAAAUAGGUUGAUCUAUCGACUGUCCUUCUUUUCUUCUCCCCUAGUUCUUCUGUUUUUCCUUGGUGAAAAAGGUUCAGAUACUGAAAAGAGUCAUAAAAUCUUGAAACUCCUUAUAAAGAAUGUGCAUUGUGAGUUUAGCAAUCAGUACAAGACAACCAUUGGAGCUGAUUUCCUAACAAAAGAGGUUCAGUUUGAAAAUAAGCUCUUCACAAUGCAGGGGACAAAGUCCUACUGA